UUUUUAAUUCAUUAAGUUGUCAUGGAGCAAGAGGAACUUGUUGACUGUGAUCCUGGUGAAUAUAUAAUUCUUUCUGAUCAAAUAAGCCUUCUCGAAACGCUAAUUCAAAACCAUGCAAUUUUACGUGCUGAAAUUCCUCAGUGUCUACUAAUAAAAACCGAGCUUGAUAAUAAUUAUGAAAACUUCAACAACCUAUCAGGUAAUUUAAAAAGCAAAUUAGAAUCAUUGAUAAUAUUGGCAGGACGUUUACCAGUCAAUGAGAGAAAAAGAAUAAUAAUUUUUACUGAAAAAAUAAAAUAUUCAUGGAAACAAAUGGCUAAAAAGCUAACAGAUGAACAUGCUGGUUUUUUCGUUGCUAGUAAAACAAAUUAUGGAUUACCAUUGACAUCAUUAAUGAAUACAAUUAAAAAUGAAACAUCUGCUGUACAAAUAUCACUAGUUAUUGGUGAAGAAUUAUACGACAAAGAAUAUAUUAUUAAAGGUAAAAUAUAUUGCAAUGAAAUAAAUCAUUUAUUAAAUAAAAUGAAUGGAUGUGAUGAAAAAGUACAACAGUAUUUAAUAAUGCCAAAAUUGAGUAUUCAUAUUCAAGAGCUUGAUUCAAUGAUUGAAAUAUUUGCAUCACGUACAAAUUUAUUAUCAUUAAAACAUAAACAAUGCAAUGAUUUUAAUAGUGUUUUUACAUCUUUAUCUGGUUUAUUAACUGGUGAAAUUUAUGGCUGGUUACCAGUUGAUCCAAGAAUAAUAAAAACACAAAAUAGUAAAAAUAAUAAAUCAGUUGUUGUUACUAAAAAUAAUCGUCGUACACAAAUUAAAAGUUUACGACAUUUACCAUUAUUUCAUUGACGAAAAAAAAGAAUACUUGUUAAUUGUUUAAUUAUUUUAACAAUUAUAUAUUUAAUUGUAUUUUGUUUUGUUUAAUUUUUUUUGUAAUAAAUAAUGUUAACUUACUGACAAAUAGUAAAAUUUUAAUGAUCAAUAAAAUAUAUUUUACCAAAAGCAACAUGUUUCUUGAUGAUUACCAGCAU
Molecule: messenger RNA, 1025 nt
Organism: Aphidius gifuensis
Lineage: Eukaryota; Metazoa; Arthropoda; Insecta; Hymenoptera; Braconidae
Exons: 3
Coding region: 22-843 (273 amino acids)
Source: RefSeq, a predicted model, not a curated record